AAAUAUAAACAAUUUCAUCGUCGGUGUCGUAAAUAAAUAUAAACGGUCCUUUCCUCAGUAAUCAAUCAGUCUUCGCGUCUUCACCAACCCCCUUUCUCUGUGAUCCAGCAAUGGCGGCUUCCAUUUCCAAGCUCUCCAAUCCCACCCCCGCUUCCUCCUUGUCCUCAACCUUCAGCCCCAGAACGCCGCAGCCCAAGUGUUUGAUCCGCCUCCUCGCCACCCCCGCCGCCACCUUCAACUCCAAACUCUCCUCCUCCAAGCUCUCCGUGCGAAGCAAGCCCUCUCUCCGGGGCUCUCUGGUUGUGAGGUGUUCUCAGAGUGAUGGAAAUGGAAGUCAGAUGAAGAGAACGUAUCUGCAUGAUCUGUACGAGAAGGAAGGGCAGAGUCCCUGGUAUGAUAACCUUUGCCGGCCCGUGACGGAUCUGCUUCCACUUAUCGCAAGCGGGGUUCGAGGUGUAACCAGUAACCCAGCGAUUUUCCAGAAAGCAAUCUCAACUUCAAAUGCUUACAAUGAUCAAUUCAGGGAACUUAUACAUUCAGGAAAAGACAUUGAAAGUGCAUACUGGGAACUGGUGGUGAAGGACAUUCAAGAUGCUUGCAAACUUUUUGAGUCAAUCUAUGAUCAAACUGAUGCUGGUGAUGGUUAUGUUUCUGUUGAAGUUUCUCCCAGACUUGCUGAUGACACUGAAGGGACUGUCGAUGCUGCAAAAUGGCUACAUAAAGUAGUUGCUCGUCCUAAUGUCUACAUAAAAAUUCCUGCAACUGCUCCUUGCGUUCCUUCAAUUAAGGAAGUUAUAGCAAAUGGCAUAAGUGUCAAUGUGACUCUUAUAUUCUCACUUAGUAGAUAUGAGGCAGUGAUGGAUGCUUACUUGGAUGGCCUUGAGGCUUCUGGACUGAGUGACCUUUCCAGAGUCACAAGUGUUGCUUCCUUCUUUGUCAGUAGGGUGGACACCCUCAUUGACAAGAUGCUUGAAAAGAUUGGAACUCCAGAGGCCCUCGACCUUCGAGGAAAGGCUGCAGUAGCUCAAGCUGCUUUGGCAUACCAACUCUACCAGAAGAAAUUCUCUGGCCCUAGAUGGGAGGCUUUGGUGAAAAAAGGUGCUAAGAAGCAGAGGCUGCUUUGGGCUUCAACUAGCGUCAAGAAUCCUGCCUACCCCGAUACUUUAUAUGUUGCUCCUCUCAUAGGCCCCGACACGGUUUCAACCAUGCCAGACCAAGCUCUCCAAGCAUUUGUCGACCACGGCACAGUUUCAAGGACAAUUGAUUCAAAUGUAUCCGAGGCUGAAGGCAUUUACAGUGCACUGGAGAAGUUAGGCAUCGACUGGAGCUACGUUGGGAACCAACUCGAAAUUGAGGGAGUGGAUUCUUUCAAGAAGAGUUUCGACAGCCUGCUAGACACCCUGCAAGAGAAGGCCAACUCUCUUAAUUUGGUUAGUCCGUAAGAUGCAAGAUGUGGGUGAGAACUACUUGUGUGAGUUGAAUAAAGCUGGUGGGGGUUGUCGUCCUGUGAGUUUGGCAUUGUUUUCUUUUUCCUUCCCCCACCCUAUGAAGGUGAAGCUAGUAGACCUUCCGAAAUGUACUUUGCAUUUGGAUUUGAGAAUUAUGGGCCAUCAAGUAGAUGAUGCUCGGUGUUAGUCUCUGCAAGAUUUUCCAUUUCUGCUCGCAAAUUGAACCGUCAAGCUUAAAAUUCUUGAAUCCGACCGCCGAAUUUUAGGUUACCUUCAAACUAAUGGAGAGAUUCAAGUAUGUAGUGUAUGGACUUCCUUGUUGAAUUAUGUACCUACGGAAGAACGAAAAUACACUAAUAAUUAGAAAAAUAUUAUGUUAUCGAAUUCUCAA
Pyrus x bretschneideri (Chinese white pear) is the source of this 1839-nucleotide messenger RNA. RefSeq names its product transaldolase. The record is from RefSeq and is a predicted model, not a curated record. Gene Ontology annotation, biological process: pentose-phosphate shunt; carbohydrate metabolic process. Lineage: Eukaryota; Viridiplantae; Streptophyta; Magnoliopsida; Rosales; Rosaceae. Bases 111 to 1442 code for a protein of 443 amino acids. Gene Ontology annotation, cellular component: cytoplasm; intracellular anatomical structure. Gene Ontology annotation, molecular function: transaldolase activity. The transcript has 7 exons.